Molecule: messenger RNA, 2183 nt
Organism: Habropoda laboriosa
Lineage: Eukaryota; Metazoa; Arthropoda; Insecta; Hymenoptera; Apidae
Product: SH3KBP1-binding protein 1
Exons: 11
Coding region: 66-2183 (705 amino acids)
Biological process (GO): protein homooligomerization
Molecular function (GO): protein binding
Source: RefSeq, a predicted model, not a curated record
UGAUGACUGUCAAAAAGAGACAUGUAUUAUCAAAAUAAAAAUUGGUGCUUGAGUCGAUCGUAACAAUGGCUCUACCGCCUUUUUGUUUUAGCAAUAUCGUUCAUUUAAAUGUUGGUGGAACGAGGUUUUCAACAUCAAAGCAAACAUUAACAUGGGUUCCAGACUCAUUUUUUACUGCUUUAUUAAGCAAUAGAAUUGCCAGCCACAGAGAUGAAAUUGGUGCAUUAUUUAUAGAUAGAGAUCCAAAGUUGUUUUCUAUUAUAUUGAAUUAUCUGCGCACAAAGGACAUUGAUUUGAAGAAUGUAGAUCUACGUACAUUAAGACAUGAAGCUGAAUAUUAUGGUAUUACUCCACUGGUUAAACGUUUAAUGCUAUGUGAAGACUUAACUCAAUCUUCUUGUGGAGAUGUAUUGUUCUAUGGCUAUUUACCCCCACCAAGUAUACCAUUGCAAGAACCUACUACUGUUCCCUCUAAUGUAGGAGAUGUAUCUGUUCAUGGCAGAGUUUCUACUAGUACUACCACUUCUAGAGUAGAAGUACCAUCUACCUCCCAAAGUUCAACUCCUGGAACAAUAUUUACUUUAGGUCAACAAAAUCAUAAAGGUGUGCUUACCACUCAUAUGCGAAAUUCUUCAUUGGAUUAUAGAGUCCAACAAAAAGGCUUGCCACACUCAAGAACUUCAUCUUUAGAUUUAAGACAUGUUAGAAAUAAUUCAGCAGACCUAAACAAACUAUAUAAAAAUGAUAUAAGUUUAGUAUUUGGUCCUCAACAAGUUUCAUCAUGGGUUGAUCCCUUAAGGGUGCAAAUUAUAAAAGCACAUCACAAUUGGAUUGUAAUUGCUUAUGCACAUUUUAUAACAUGUUAUCGACUUAAAGAUUCAUCUGGUUGGCAGCAUGCAUUUACUAGUCCUCACAUUGAAUCAGUGAUUGAAAGGGUGGCAAUAACUUCAAAAUUGAGUACUAGUGGAGAUGUUAAAAUGGUUGCUAUUUCUUAUGGAAAUCAAGUUAGAUUAUGGAGCAUUUCAGCAAAUGGAAUGAAGACAAAUAUUGGUACAUUCAAUUUGAAUGUCCGUGUAGAAUAUUUAUUUUUUAUUGGAAGUCAGUUAGUUGCUCUAUCUCCUACUGACAAAAUUGGUGUAUGGCAUGCUAUGACACAUCAUUGGCAAAUACAAGAUGUAGUACCUAUUUUGUCAUUUGACACAGCUGGAUCAUUUCUUCUAUUAGGAUGCAACAAUGGAUCUAUUUAUUAUAUUGAUAUGGAGAAGUUUCCCUUAAGAAUGAAGGACAAUGACUUACUCGUAACUGAAUUGUACCGUGAUCCGAAUUAUGAUCCCAUUACAGCCAUAUCUGUAUAUUUAACACCAAAAACAUCACAAGCACUCUGUGGUAAUUGGAUUGAAAUCGCGUAUGGCACAAAAUCUGGCAGCGUAAGAGUUAUAGUUCAACAUCCCGAAACUGUAGGACAUGGCCCACAACUGUUUCAAACAUUUACAGUACAUCAAAGUAGUGUAACAAAAGUGACAUUGUCAGAAAAAUACCUAGUAUCCGUUUGUUCUGAAUAUAAUCAUGUUAGGAGUUGGGCAGUAAAAAGGUUUCGUGGAAUGAUAUCUACUCAACCUGGAUCGACACCAGAAGCUAGUUUUAAAAUUGUAUCUUUAGAAGCAAUUGAGCCUUGUAUCAGUUACAAUGCUGGAAAUGACUUUGGACCCUUUGGAGAACAAGAUGAUGAACAAGUCUUUGUUCAAAAAGUUGUACCUGAGACUGAUCAAUUGUUUGUACGUUUAGCAUCAAAUGGAAAGAGAGUUUGUGUUAUCAAAUCAGUGGAUGGUAGUAUUAUAAGUUCGUUUUAUGUACAUGAAUGUGAUGGAUCCAGCCGUAUGGGUUCACGCCCCAGGCGUUUUAUAUUUACUGGACAUUCUAAUGGUACCAUUCAAAUGUGGGAUCUUACAACAGCUUUGGAGCCAUCUUUUUCUUCGUCCCAAAAUGUUUCUGGUGGACCUACGCCAGAAGAACUUUGGAAACUAUUAGAUCAAUGUGAUUUAAGUAAUAGUCAUUCCUCGACACCAUGUAUUAGCCCAUGUCCUUCACUUAUAUCUGCAGGUCCAAGUUUAAAGACAAGUAAUGUACUGUUUCUAAACCAAUCGCAAAAUUCCGAAGCGUCGCCCGGACCUAGCCAGACAUGA